Daphnia pulicaria is the source of this 877-nucleotide messenger RNA. RefSeq lists its product as uncharacterized. Lineage: Eukaryota; Metazoa; Arthropoda; Branchiopoda; Diplostraca; Daphniidae. The transcript is spliced from 3 exons. The coding region runs from base 432 to 869 and encodes 145 amino acids. The record is from RefSeq and is a predicted model, not a curated record.
CAAGGAUUAAGAGGUGAGGGUGAUAAAAAAAAUCGUAUAAAAGGAGAGAGAAAACGCGAAGGCAAUUCAGUCGAGUGAGCAUCUCCGACACGGCAACAGCUGCAGUGCGCUAUCUGUCACCAUCUGCCUUCUUCACCGUAUUGCCAGUUCGCAUCCAUGGUAAACCUUGGCGUGGUCCCGCUGUUGUGUGUUGUAUCGUUGAUGGCUGGGUCGACCGCUGGUGUAGCGAUGUCUUCUUGGUAUGGUGGAUACCAAACCGCAACGCCGGCGCCUUACUACACAACAACUUACGUUACUACCAGUUACUGCACCGAGGUCACUACUAAGGCACCGGAGUUUUAAAUCACAACGCUGCCCCGAACCACUACACUGACGCUUUGAAGUGUUACUCUGCCCUGAGUUACUACACCACCAAGGCGACGAAGUACUACAUGACUACGCAUGCUGCCCCCUCCUACUACACCGAUUCUCUUAACUGCUACACCGAGGCUCCCGCUGGUUACUCCACCAAAACGGUCGAAUACUACACCGAAGCGCCAAAGUUUUAUUCUGCCCCGAUCUACACAACCACAACUGAGGCGGCCAAGUAUUACGCAGUCCCGACUUACUACACAGAAGCUGCUCUUUGGUACUAUGUUGAACAAAAAUACUACACUACAGAUGCUCCAGUUUACUACACAACGACGUGCGCUACACCUAGCUACAACACCGCUGCCCUCAAGUACGACACCGAGGAAGCCGCCUUCUUCCAAGGUUCAUAUGUAUUACGUCAGCAAUUCUCCCGACUAUGUCACCACUACUCAAGCUGCUUUGAACUCUACACCGAAGUUCUGAAAUAUUUCUCUGGAUGUGUUGAAAUACAAGAUUGAUUGAUAAA